Messenger RNA from Protobothrops mucrosquamatus (brown spotted pit viper), 228 nucleotides. RefSeq names its product G protein subunit gamma 3 (gene GNG3). Gene Ontology annotation, cellular component: heterotrimeric G-protein complex. Bases 1 to 228 code for a protein of 75 amino acids. Gene Ontology annotation, biological process: G protein-coupled receptor signaling pathway. The record is from RefSeq and is a predicted model, not a curated record. NCBI's taxonomy places the organism in Eukaryota, Metazoa, Chordata, Lepidosauria, Squamata, Viperidae. The transcript has 2 exons. Gene Ontology annotation, molecular function: G-protein beta-subunit binding.
AUGAAGGGCGAAACCCCCGUCAACAGCACAAUGAGCAUCGGCCAAGCCCGCAAGAUGGUGGAGCAGCUGAAGAUUGAGGCCAGCAUGUGCAGAAUAAAGGUGUCCAAAGCGGCUGCUGAUUUGAUGACCUACUGUGAUGCCCACACCUGCGAGGAUCCCCUCAUUAGCCCCGUGCCCACCUCGGAAAACCCCUUCCGGGAAAAGAAAUUCUUCUGCGCCCUGCUUUGA